Molecule: messenger RNA, 3854 nt
Organism: Nycticebus coucang (slow loris)
Lineage: Eukaryota; Metazoa; Chordata; Mammalia; Primates; Lorisidae
Product: zinc finger protein 724-like
Exons: 4
Coding region: 142-2412 (756 amino acids)
Biological process (GO): regulation of transcription by RNA polymerase II
Molecular function (GO): RNA polymerase II cis-regulatory region sequence-specific DNA binding; DNA-binding transcription factor activity, RNA polymerase II-specific
Source: RefSeq, a predicted model, not a curated record
UCCUGGGCCCUGAGCUGAGUUCCCUCUUCACUAUUGCAUCUUUUGGCCUUAGGUGUCUCAGCUGCAGCCUCUGCCCUCCUGUGACUUGCACGUACUGGGACAUUUGUAGAGAGGACACCGGGACACCCCGGAAGCUGGGAAAUGGAACUGUUAACAUUCAGAGAUGUGUCUAUAGAAUUCUCUAUGGAUGAAUGGGCCUGCCUGGACCCUGCUCAGCAGAAUUUGUAUCGGGAUGUCAUGUUAGAGACCUACAGACACCUGCUCUUCCUUGGGCUUGCUGUCUCUAAGCCAGACCUCAUCACCUGUCUGGAGCAAAGCAAAGAACCCUGGAAGAUGAAGACACACCAGACAGUAGUCAAGCACCCAGUUACAUCUAAUCAUUCUACCCAGGAUAAUUCACAAGUGCUGGGCACAAACAUUUUAUUACCAAGGAUGAUCCUGAGAAGAUAUCAAAACGAUGGCCCUGAGAGUUUAAACUCAAUAAAAUACUGGGAUCGGGUGUAUGAGUGUAAGCAGCAGAAAGUAUGUUACGAUGGUCUGGAUGAAUAUUUAACAACUAUGCAUGGUGAAAUCUACCAAUGCAGUAAAGGUCUCAAGGUUUUGAGAAAAUUAUCAAGUAUAAAUAAACAUAAGAUGAUAUAUACUGAGGAGAAAACUUUUGACUGUAAAAACCAUGGGAAAGCCUUAAACCUAUGCUCCAACUUUGGUAAACAUAAGAUAAGUCAUUUUGUGGAAAAGCAGUACAAAUAUAAAGAAUGUUGCAAAGUCUUGAAAUCUUGCUCAAGCUUAUCUAAGCACAGGGGACUUCAUACUGGAGAGAAAAUCUACCAUUGUGAAAAUGAUGACAAAUGUCUUAGCCAGAGCUCAAAAUAUUCUAACCAUGAGACAAUUUAUAAUGGAGAGAAACCCUACAAAUGUGAAGAAUGUGGAAAAGUCUUUAAUGAUUCCUCAACACUUUCUGUACAUAAAAGAAUUCAUUCUGGAGAGAAACCCUACAAAUGUGAAGAAUGUGGCAAAGCCUUUAACCGGUCCUCAACCCUUUCUAUACAUAAAAGAAUUCAUUCUGGAGAGAAACCCUACAAAUGUGAAGAAUGUGGAAAAGCCUUUAACUGCUACUCACACCUUUCUGUACAUAAAAGAAUUCAUUCUGGAGAGAAACCCUACAAAUGUGAAGAAUGUGGCAAAGCCUUUAACCGGUACUCAACCCUUUCUGUACAUAAAAGAAUUCAUUCUGGAGAGAAACCCUACAAAUGUGAAGAAUGUGGAAAAGCCUUUAACUAUUCCUCAACCCUUUCUGUACAUAAAAGAAUUCAUUCUGGAGAGAAACCCUACAAAUGUGAAGAAUGUGGCAAAGCCUUUAACCGAUCCUCAACCCUUUCUGUACAUAAAAGAAUUCAUUCUGGAGAGAAACCCUACAAAUGUGAAGAAUGUGGAAAAGCCUUUAACUAUUCCUCAACCCUUUCUGUACAUAAAAGAAUUCAUUCUGGGGAGAAACCCUACAAAUGUGAAGAAUGUGGCAAAGCUUUUAACUGCUACUCACACCUUUCUGUACAUAAAAGAAUUCAUUCUGGGGAGAAACCCUACAAAUGUGAAGUAUGCAGCAAAGCCUUUAACCAUUACUCACACUUUUCUGUACAUAAAAGAAUUCAUUUUGGAGAGAAAUCCUACAAAUGGGAAGAAUGUGGAAAAGUCUUUAACGAUUCCUCAACCCUUUCUGUACAUACAAGAGUUCAUCCUGGAGAGAAACCCUACAAAUGUGAAGUAUGUGGCAAAGCCUUUAACCAUUACUCACAGCUUUCUGUACAUAAAAGAAUUCAUUCUGGAGAGAAACCCUACAAAUGUGAAGAAUGUGGAAAAGCCUUUAAGCAUUACUCAACCCUUUCUGUACAUAAAAGAAUUCAUUCUGGAGAGAAACCCUACAAAUGUGAAGAAUGUGGCAAAGCCUUUAAGCAGUACUCACACCUUUCUGUACAUAAAAGAAUUCAUUCGGGAGAGAAACCCUACAAAUGUGAAGAAUGUGGAAAAGCCUUUAACGAUUCCUCAACCUUUUCUGUACAUAAAAGAAUUCAUUCUGGGGAGAAACCCUACAAAUGUGAGGAAUGUGGCAAAGCCUUUAACUGCUACUCACACCUUUCUGUACAUAAAAGAAUUCAUUCUGGGGAGAAACCCUACAAAUGUGAACAAUGUGGCAAAGCCUUUAACGAUUCUUCAACCUUCUCUGUACAUAAAAGAAUUCAUUCUGGAGAGAAACCCUACAAAUGUGAAGAAUGUGGCAAAGCCUUUAAGCAGUACUCACACCUUUCUGUACAUAAAAGAAUUCAUUCUGGGGAGAAACCCUACAAUGUGAAGAAUGUGGAAAAGCGUUUAGGCAUUACUCAACCCUCUCUGCACACUUUAGUAAAAAUAAGAUAAGUCAUUUUGUGCCUUUAAUCAGUAGUCUACCCUUUUUGUACAUAAAGGAAUUCAUUCUGGGGAAAAACCCUGUAAAUUUAGAAUGUGGAAAAGCCUUUUAUUGUUACUCAGUCUUUCUACACAUAAAAGAAUUCAUUCUGGGGAGAAACAGUAUGAAUGGCAACAAUGUGGCAAAUUCUUUAACCAGUACUCACACUUUUCUGUACAUAAAAAAAUUCAUUCUGGAGGGAAACGUUACAAAUAUGAAUAGUGUGGCAAGCCCUUUAACUCAGAGUCAAACCAGCCUGUACAUUAAAAAAGAGAGAGAUAACAUUGAAACCCUAGAAAUAUGAAGAAUGUGGCAGUACCAUACUUGGUGUUCAUAACUUAUGAAGCUUAUAGGAAUUUACACUGGAGAGAAAUCCUACAACUGUGAACGGUGUGGUGAUGCACUUAACCAGAGCUCAAACCUUACUACACGUAAGAAAAUGCAUAUUGGAGAGAAAUCUUACAAAUGAGAAUAGUAUGGCAAACCUUUUAAGUGAUUCUUGGUCCUUACAUAAGAGAAAUCAUGUCAGAGAAAAAUCACAAUAUGAUGGUGUGUGAAAGCUUUAUGCCAGUAAUCAUGGUUUUCUGUACACAGUAGAAUUCAUUUUGAACAGAAGGCUAUAUAUGUGAAGAAGGUGAUAAGUGUUUAUCUUCUGCUCAAAUCAUUCUUCAUAUGAAAUUUAUGACAGAGAAAACCCCUACAAGUAAAGAGUGUUGAAUCCUAUAACCAGGAUUCACACAUUUCAGUACAGAACAGAAUUCAUAGAGAUACUCUAUAUGCAUGAAGAAUAUGACAGUGUCUUUAAAUAUUUCUCCUACUUUUCUAAUCAUUCAUAUGGAAGAAAUUCUCUACAAGUGUCAAUGAUGUCUUAAAGUUGUGUUUCUCCUGUUUAUUAGGGCUAGGGACAGACAGGGGCAGAUGAUUCUAGGGCAUCCCUUGUCCAUAAUAAGAAGGAACAAAAUUACCACAGUGGGCUGCCAAGAAAGAAAAGCAUUUCAGGAAGGCUUUCAAAAACUGAUGUUUGCUGUACAAAAAUGACUCUCAGAGGUAGAGAGGCCCCCAUUGUGGAGAUAUGGCCAAGGCCACAAAAACUUACCCUUGUAGCAUGUGUACAAGUAAGGUGACAAUAGCCUCAAGGACAUUUUCAUAAACACAGUAAAAUUUUCAAAAUUUACAAAUACAACUUCUGGAAAUUGCUUUACAGGGAUAGAAAUGGGAGGACUCUCCAUUCGGGAAUUCUUCCCCCUUUCCAGUAAAAAUAGUAAAUACAUUAUCCCCACCACCACUGAACAUAGAUUUGGAAAAUUAUCAUGAAGGGGUAAAAUCUCACUAACCCAGGGUUUCUCCACUUGAUAAGGUAGAUGUCUUCCUUCUCUGGAGUGUACUGUGCUUUAAUAAACUUUGACCUUUUGCU